This is a messenger RNA of Abrus precatorius (Indian licorice), 1980 nucleotides long. RefSeq names its product probable disease resistance protein At4g27220. The record is from RefSeq and is a predicted model, not a curated record. Lineage: Eukaryota; Viridiplantae; Streptophyta; Magnoliopsida; Fabales; Fabaceae. The transcript is spliced from 4 exons. The coding region runs from base 1 to 1980 and encodes 659 amino acids.
AUGCAAGAGAUUAUACUAAGCACUGACAAUCCCUUAAUGCAGGUUCCAAAUUCAUUUUUUGAUGAGACUAAACUUUUGAAAUUAUUAGAACUUAUUGGCUUUGAUUGUUCAAAACUACCUUCUAGUUUUGGUUUGAUAAGGAACCUUCAGGCAUUAUCCAUGUACAAUUGCAAAUUGGGAGACAUAACUAUGGUUGGUGAGCUCACAAACCUACAAAUUCUUGUCCUCCUUGGAACUAGAAUCCAACAAUUACCUAGACAAAUAGAACAGCUUCAGAAGUUGCUCAUCUUGGAUUUAAGAGACACAUAUAUCCAAAUGAUUCUAUCCAAUGUUCUGUCAAACUUAACUAGUUUAGAAGAAUUAUAUUUGAGAAACUCCUUUUGCAAUUGGGAGGUUGAAAGAUCCAAUAGUGAAAACAGAAAUGCAAGCUUGAAAGAGCUAACAAACUUGCAUCACUUGGCAUAUAUAGAAGACUUGUAUGUUCCUGAUCCUCAAGCAUGGCCAAUGGACUUAUACUUUGAAAAAAUUAAAUCAUACACAAUUUUCAUUGGGGAUAGGUGGGUUGAAACCCAUAAUGGUGAUCAUGGGUUAAAAGUAUUGAAACUCAAGCUCGAUAGAAAGUUGCAAUUGGAGGAUGGGAUUAAAAGGAUGGUGAAAAAUGUUGAUGUCUUAUACUUAGAUGAACUGUAUGGUGUCCAAAAUAUUCUGAGUGAUUUAGGCAGUGAUGGGUUUCUCCAUCUACAAUCUCUCCCUAUACAAAACAAUGUUGAAAUCAAAUGCAUAGCCAUGAGUUCUAGUGAUGAUCAUCCCAUUGAUGCUUUCCCCAACUUAGAGUCAUUGUCUCUGAAAAAUGUAAGCAAUUUAAAGCACAUAUGCCACGGUUCUCUUAGUGAAAAAUCUUUCUUCAAAAUAAGAGUCAUUAGAGUACAACAAUGCCAUGAAAUGACAUGCCUCUUCUCAGACUCAAUGGUCAAAAGUCUUCCCUAUCUUGUUGAUUUAGAAGUUUCAGAGUGCAAACUCAUUGAGGCAAUUGUGGUUGGAGGAGAAGAAAUAAUAGUGUUUCCUCAUUUACGCUCUCUAAAGUUACAAGGACUCCCUGCAUUAUUAAAUUUCUACAUGUUUUCUUCUUACGUUAAACACGUACUUUUUGAUGACAAGCUACCAGAAUUGCUAUGGGUAUGCUGUCUGUCAGAAGAUGCCGGAGAUGCUCUACGUGUAAUUGGAUUCCCUGAAAUGGCCAAAAUGCAUCUUGAAGACUUGCCAUCAUUGAUGAGGUUCUUCAGUAAAGGUUAUGUUGAAUUGCCAUCUUUGGAGAAUGUAGUUUUGAACCACUGUCCUCAAUUGGAUGAUUUUGGUUUGGGAACGAUAGAAAGCUCACAGUUGAAGUCAAUGAUCAUUGACAAUCAAGACCAAAUUCAAAAUGAUGCCCUAAUUAGUCAAGAAUUGGUAUUAAUGGAAUUACCUGAUGUGGUGGAUAUAUGGGAAAUACGUAACCUUUACAAUAGGAUCCCCCAACUGAAUAAUUUGAGAAAAAUACACAUCAAGAGUUGCCCCUCUAUGAUGGUAGUCAUUCAUCCUGAAGUUAGAAAGCUCCCCCAACUGAAUGAAUUGAAGAUUCAAGAAUGUAAGAAUUUAACAAAAGUUCUUCCAUUAUUUUAUUUGGAUCCCAUUAAAUUCCUAGCAUUGAGCAAGGUGGAGCUUAUGUACCUCCCAAAAUUAGUCAUGUUCCAUGAGAACCAUGGUCUAAUAAAAAUAGAACUCCCAGUUUUAAAAACAUUGGUGAUAGAAAAAUGUCCUGAGUUGGAAAUAUUCACCCAUGGGCUUGCAACUGCAUAUGAUUUGCCAACAGAUGACCGUAAUUCUUUCUUUAAGUUAAAUGAACUCAAGUUGGAUACUUGCCACAUGUUGGUUUAUGUCAUUUCCUCUAAAGACGUUACAAGAGUUUCCAGAAUUGACAAAACUCACUGUAAGUCAUUGUAA